Messenger RNA from Phragmites australis (common reed), 973 nucleotides. RefSeq lists its product as uncharacterized. The record is from RefSeq and is a predicted model, not a curated record. The transcript is spliced from 2 exons. NCBI's taxonomy places the organism in Eukaryota, Viridiplantae, Streptophyta, Magnoliopsida, Poales, Poaceae. The coding region runs from base 20 to 973 and encodes 317 amino acids.
CUUCGCUCCCGUGGCACGGAUGGAGUCCGUGCGACUCCUCCUUGCGCUAGCUGCCCAGGAGGGCUGGCGUGUUCAUCACAUGGACGUCAAGUCGGCGUUCCUUAACGGCGACUUGAAGGAGGAGGUCUACGUGCACCAGCCGCCGGGAUUUGCGAUCCCCGGCAAGGAGGGCAAGGUGCUCCGCCUGCGCAAGGCCCUCUACGGCUUGCGGCAGGCGCCGAGGGCGUGGAAUGUCAAGUUGGAUUCCACGCUAAAGGGGAUGGGCUUCGAGCAAAGCCCGCACGAGGUGGCCAUCUACCGACGGGGCAGGGCCAAUUCAUUAAAGAGCAUUCGACUCAUCGGAUGUGCACAAUUUUGGGAUGUAUCAUUGGCUAGGUUGGCAGCUAAAUGUCCACUUCUAGAGGAGAUAGAGUGCUCACAUCAAAGACUACCAGCAAAUUUUUUCAAAUAUGUUGGUACUGUGUGCCCGCAGCUGAAGCAUCUAAGAAUCCACAGACAGUGGGUUGUUUCUGAUCCGCUCAGGCGUGCGAUGGAGAUGGAACAUCAGUACGACGAGCACGGAGACGAGGAGAAGCCAAAUGAAAAUGCCUUUGCCAUUGCAGAAAACAUGCACGAGCUGCGGCUUCUUCAGAUGGCAGGCAACCGCCUGACCGACGCAGGGGUCUACGCUAUCCUCAGGGGCUGCCCCCAUCUCAAGUGCUUCGACAUCUCCGAAUGCUACAAUGUCGACGAUGAACUCCGUGCUCGCUGCGCCAAGAUUAAACAUGUCUGGUUACCCGGACAACGGCCUAAUGUUCGCUACCUGGAUCGUCGUGUCAUUGGAGGGAACGAAGGCGAAGGCGGUGGGCUCGCUCUGCAUGAUCUUUGGGAAGCCGAGGUUCGUCCUCUGCGCGGAGAGGCGGCGAUGGAUGGCGAUUCCUAUGUGGACAACUACUGGGAAGACUACUGGUCCUCCUCGUAUCCGUGGCCCUAA